ACCGUGAAAACCCGUCCCACUCCUUGCUGCUGACUUGUCAUGACUCGCCUCAGGAAAAGUUACUCAAUGUUAAUCUUUGACGAGAAGGAAGACGGGCCUUUGCUUCCACAUCGCUCAGACAGGCAACGAAACCACAACCUCUCAGUUCUCCUUCCAUUCAGGACUGUGCUGCUGCUUUCUGGGGAGAAAACAGUUUGAUUUGUGGGAGAACAAACGAAUACCACCAUGGAGGUGCUGGUGCUGGUCGACUUUGAGGGCACCAUGGGCGACGAGCUCACAGUGAAGAUGGGAGAUGUGGUGAAAAAUGUCACCAAGGCCAGUGAGGAGGGAUGGCUGAAAGGAGAGCUGAGGGGGAAAACGGGCAUCUUUCCUGCCACCUUUGUCAAAGACAUACCAGUGUAUCUGACUGGUGACAACAACAGGGAACCAAGGAGUCUCAGAAAAGCUAAGAAGGUGAUGCAGAUGAGGAGAUGUGAGGUGGCCUUUGCUUAUGCUCCGCAGAACGAGGACGAGCUGGAGCUGGCUCCUGGUGAAAUAGUUGACAUUGUUAAAGAGAUUGAAGAUGGAUGGUGGAUGGGGGUGAAAAACGGCAAAGUGGGAGCGUUUCCAUCGAAUUUUGUCAAAGAACUUUUUGUAGCCCCUAAAGAUGGAAAGUACGGUGAGGGCAAGGCAAGGCCCAAACUGGCAGAUGCUGUCUUCAGUAAGGAGAUGUCCCAAAGAGCAACUGUGCGACAAAAAGCAAAGAAAUCUGUCGAGUACUGCCAGGCGUUGUUUGACUACAAAAGCGUUUCAGAAGAUGAGCUGGAUCUGAAAAAAGGAGACAUUGUGGCCGUAGUGAAUAAGGAAACAGAAGAUGAAGGCUGGUGGGAAGGGGAGCUAAACGGACGCUGCGGCUACUUUCCAGACAACUUUGUGAUGGUGUUGCCACCAAAGGACGCUCUGCCUUCUGGGAACACAACCCUACUGCCUACACGCGUCGGCAGCAUGAAAGUCUCAGCAAAAACAGAAGCUUCGGCGAUGGAGAAAGGUGAUCCAGCCAAAACAAAAGAAGAUAAGCCAGAAGCUAAAGAUAUGAGAAGCAAUCCUCCAACUAAAGUCAAGCUACCGCCCGUAAAGCCCAUGCCGCCUCCCAUCAAAGGCAAACCCAUCAAGGUUCCACCAAAUACAACCAACGGUGAUGCUGUUCCAGCUUCACCCAAAAAGCUGGAGGAGAAGGAGCCCGAUCAUUUUGAUGGGAUUGAUAUUCAAAGUGAAAAGCUGAGUCAUCCUACAGCCAACCGAGCCAAACCUCCUCACAGGAGACCACCAACAGCCCAGGCUCAGAGUGCAGCAGACCAAAUGGACCAGAAGGAACCGGAAUCAGGAUUCAAAAAGCCUCCAGUCGACAAAUCACUCAACCUACAAAAGGGGAAAGAAAAUCUCACACCUCCACCCGCAAAGCCCGAAACUGCAGCCAAGACGCCCCCUGUGGUCCGCCCACCUCCUCCUAAGAUCGCCAUGAACAACAGAAACGAGAACCAUAAAGAAGAGCCGACAGUAGGAAGUCUUCAGGAGGAGCUCAAAGAGCUGAAGAUGGCGCUGGAGCUGUUUCAAACCCGACACGAACAAGACAUGCAGGAAGUGAGAGAAGAACUGAAAGAAGAAAGAAGAAAGCGAAUGUCUUUGCAGGAGGAAGUGAUCGCUUUGAAGGCAAGGAAAUAAUUCCACCAGUGACGCUGAGCUCCUUGUUUGUGGUUUUACUGUAAAGGAUUUCUGACACCAAGUAAAGGUUCUCCCAAGUGAAGACGAGAGAUGUCUAAAUGUUAAAGUAUUGGUCAGAGCCCUCUGGUCCAGUGAGAUCACAUUAUUACAUCAGAAUGCUGUUUAUGUUUGCUACAUGAAUGCUGGAAAACAAAGGUCUGGGUUUAGCUUAGAAAAAUAAUAGAAUUUACUUAAAUAUUAUUUUUUUCCCCCCGCUGUCAUAUUUUACUCUGCUUUACAGAAAGCGACUUUUAAAGCCUCAGAAUUUGUAAUAUGUGAAAAUGUACAUAAAAUGAGUUAUUGUGAAUGUUAUUAAAAAUAUAAGAUGA
Messenger RNA from Nothobranchius furzeri (turquoise killifish), 2069 nucleotides. It is a transcript of the gene mnmip1, whose product is annotated as SH3 domain containing 21. Gene Ontology annotation, molecular function: protein binding. Lineage: Eukaryota; Metazoa; Chordata; Actinopteri; Cyprinodontiformes; Nothobranchiidae. Gene Ontology annotation, biological process: cell migration; actin filament organization. The record is from RefSeq and is a predicted model, not a curated record.